This is a messenger RNA of Diabrotica balteata, 282 nucleotides long. The record is from the annotation of a GenBank genome assembly. NCBI's taxonomy places the organism in Eukaryota, Metazoa, Arthropoda, Insecta, Coleoptera, Chrysomelidae.
AUGCAAGAGCACCCGGAGUUUUUGCAUAUGAUGUUUUUGAGAGGAUUGAAGGAUAGAUUUGCACGCGCUGUGAAAUUACUCGGUACUUUGGAUCCGUCUGUAGUACAUUAUGCCAAGUUAUUAUUGGAUAAAAAUGACACUCAGGCACUCAAUCGUGCCAAUUUUAAAGAGGCAAUAGUAGUGGCAACACACAUUGGACAACAUACUAGUACAACUUUCAAAAACUACUUCCGUACGGAGAAUUCGGCUCAUGACAUAUUAAGAGAUAGAUAUCGCAGAUAA